Molecule: messenger RNA, 1142 nt
Organism: Saccoglossus kowalevskii
Lineage: Eukaryota; Metazoa; Hemichordata; Enteropneusta; Harrimaniidae
Product: guanine nucleotide-binding protein subunit beta-5-like
Biological process (GO): signal transduction
Molecular function (GO): protein binding
Source: RefSeq, a predicted model, not a curated record
AAGUAACCAUGCUACUGUUGAUGGGAGACAAGCGGUAAAGUUAUCUCAUUUACAUAUUGACGUCAUCACAAAACACAUCCAAGAUGGCGACAACAGACGCUGCAAUGAAGGAGGAAUCGAUAUCUGGAUUGAGUCGGGAAUUAGAAACCUUGAAAGCCAAAUUAGAAGAAGAAAGACAUAAGCUAAAUGACGUGGAAUUACGGUUAGUAUCGCAGAGACUAGAACUACUACCACAAUUUAAUAUGAAACCAAGAAGAGUUUUGAAAGGUCACCAAGGCAAAGUACUGGCUAUGGAUUGGUCACAGGAUAAAAGACAUGUUGUCAGCUCAUCACAAGAUGGAAAAAUGAUUGUAUGGGAUGCAUUCACUACAAAUAAGGAGCAUGCUGUUACUAUGCCAACAACGUGGGUGAUGGCUUGUUCAUAUGCACCUUCAGGAACUAUGGUAGCUUGUGGGGGACUGGACAAUAAAUGUUCUAUUUAUCAAUUGAGUCUAGAUGAAGAUGUUGCCAGUAAGAAACGCACAGUAGCCAUGCAUACAAGCUAUAUGUCAUGUUGUUCAUUUACAAAUUCAGAUCAACAGAUACUAACAGGAAGUGGUGACAGUACAUGUGCAUUGUGGGAUGUAGAAAGUGGUCAGUUAUUACAAAGUUUCCAUGGGCACAAUGCAGAUGUCAUGAGUCUUGACCUUUCACCUUCAGAAUCAGGAAAUACAUUUGUAUCAGGGGGAUGUGAUAAGCAAGCAUUAGUAUGGGAUAUGAGAACAGGGCAGUGUGUACAGUCAUUUGAUGGACAUGAGUCUGAUAUCAAUGCAGUCAGGUUUUUUCCAAGUGGUGAUGCCUUCGCCACUGCUUCUGAUGAUGCAACAUGUCGGUUAUAUGAUUUAAGGGCUGACAGAGAAGUGAAUAUUUAUACUAAAGAGAGUAUAUUAUUUGGAGCAACUUGUCUGGAUUUCUCUUUGAGUGGUCGUCUAUUAUUUGUUGGUUAUAAUGACUAUACAGUAAAUAUAUGGGAUACUUUAAAGGGUAUACGACUGGCUAUAUUGUAUGGCCAUGAAAACAGAGUUAGUUGUCUAUCAGUAUCACCAGACGGAACAUCUUUGUGUACAGGCAGCUGGGACUACACACUUAGAGUUUGGGCCUAA